UGUUUAUGUGUCUGAAAGAAGGAGACGCCGCUUGCCAACGCUGUGUUUUGGGCAGCGAGGAAAGGAAACUUGGCCUUGCUUCAGCUGUUGUUGAACAGCGGCCGAGUGGAUGCCGACUGCAAAGAUGGAUACGGCACCACAGCAUUGAUGGUGGCUUCAUACAGCGGCCAUUAUGAGUCUGUCCGGGAACUCAUCAUGCAAGGUGCAGAUAUUAAUCUGCAAAGAGAGACUGGUUCCACCGCCCUCUUCUUUGCUUCACAGCAGGGCCAUAAUGAAAUUGUCAAGCUCCUGUUUGAAUUUGGAGCAUCCACAGAGUUUCGGACAAAGGAUGGCGGCACGGCGCUCUCCGCAGCCUGUCAGUAUGGUCACUCCAAAGUGGUGGAGACCCUUCUGAAGAACGGUGCCAAUGUCCACGACCAGCUCAAUGAUGGUGCAACGGCCUUAUUUUUGGCAUCCCAAGAGGGUCAUGUGACUGUAAUACGGCAGCUUUUGUCAUCUGGGGCUAAAGUCAAUCAACCCCGAGAGGAUGGCACAGCUCCGCUCUGGAUGGCAGCCCAGAUGGGACAAAGCGAGGUGGUGAAAGUUCUGCUGCUACGAGGCGCAGACCGUGAUGCAGAUAGAAAAGACGGCUCCACGGCUCUGUUCAAGGCUGCACAUAAAGGCCACUGUAACGUCAUCGAGGAGCUCCUCAAGUUCUCCCCUUCAUUCGGCCUUCUGAAGAACGGUUCUACAGCUCUUCAUGCUGCUGUCAUGGGUGGGGAUCUAAAAACAGUUGAACUCUUGCUGAAGGCAAAUGCUGAUCCAGCUUUACCCAACAAGAACAAUGAACUGCCAGAGGAUCUGACGAAGAACGAGCGCAUCCUGCGAGUCCUCCGUCUGGCCCUGCUGAACGCAGCGAGUUGAUGACUGCUGGGUUUGCUCUUAGCUCUCUGCUGUCUUUGUUUUUGAGUUGAUGAAAAAUGAAUGCACUACAUCCUCCUGAGAGAGGAGAAAUCAGAGCUUUCCUGUCUCGUACAGCCGAUGUUAUAAUGGUGCUUGCUUGCUACAACACAAAUGCACUGAAAAGCAGAAUUGCUUAUUCUUCAUCUUGGAAAUGUUAUGAUAUAAUGUAAUGUCAUUCCCUUUUUUUUUCUUUCUUAAGCAUUUAUUACAUUUGUAUAUUUUGUAAGGAGCAGCUU
This is a messenger RNA of Sinocyclocheilus grahami, 1178 nucleotides long. Its product is annotated as ankyrin repeat domain-containing protein 29. The record is from RefSeq and is a predicted model, not a curated record. Gene Ontology annotation, molecular function: protein binding. The coding region runs from base 148 to 903 and encodes 251 amino acids. NCBI's taxonomy places the organism in Eukaryota, Metazoa, Chordata, Actinopteri, Cypriniformes, Cyprinidae. The transcript has 9 exons.